CAGGUUACAUAUUAUAACUUAUAUAUCUCCGACCUGUACGUUGUUCCUCGUCCUCUCUAUCUCCCUCGACGGGCGCCACCGGCACGCCGGCGUCGACAGAGUGAGAAGAAAAGCGAAAAGAUGAACAGAAAAAGCCCAAAAUCUCUCCUUUUCUCUUCUUCCCAUACCGAAGUUUUAUCUUAUUGAGUAUUUCAGGCAUGGAUCCCUCCGCGGAGCCUAGGGUUCCUGGAUUUGGUUUCCCGUUUGCGGUGAGAAGGUUCAUGUAUCUGACAUUUACUCAAGAAAAAGGCAUAUAUGUGAUAGUUUGUUCAACGUCUGCCAACUCCUCCAAGGAUUGUGCAGAGACACUUGGAUCGUCACAUGGGAAGCCGGCGCUCCCAAGCCCCAAUGACACAACAGUCCUCCCCUACUAUUUUUCCAGAAACCAGAGAGAAAGUAAAAGCACAAAGGCCAAGUGGAUCUGAUAUUGUCAAAGAUGAUGCAGAAAAGGCCAAGUCCCAUGAGCAUAGAAUUGAUAUUGGAGAUGAACAAUCUGACUUGUUAGAAUUUGAAGUAUUCUCUGGAAAACUUUUUCAUGAUAAAAAAUAUAGAACUGUUCAUAAUGAGCAAACUGUGCCAGAAGCAACAGCUGCAGCUUUUGAUGAAGCAAAGCUUACAAGGAAAGCAUUGAUUUGGGGUUCUCAUAUGUUAGGACUUGAGGAUGUUAUAUCUGUAUCAUAUACUGUUGGUGUGCGUUGUUUUACAGUGCAUUCAUACCCAGUCAUAAAGUGGAAACAUGGGCUUUCUUGUUUUUUUAAGCCUAAAAGAAGCAGGAAGGACCUUCGUUUUUGUUCUUCUACUUCAGAAGAAGCCAUCCAAUGGGUUAAAGCUUUUGCAGAUCUACAUUUUUUUGUUAAUUGCUUACCUCAUCUUAUGGUAUCUAAAAAGGAACCUGCCGCUGAGAUUGCUGUCUUUGAACCUCUGUAUGAUGAGCCAACCAUCAAAUGCAGAAUUCCACCAAAAGUGCUCAUUAUACUAAAUCCUUGCUCUGGACGUGGUCGAUCAAGUAAAGUCUUCCAUGGCAAAGUGGAAGCAAUUUUUCAGCUUGCAGGUUUUGAAAUGGAUGUGGUUAAAACAACAUCAGCUGGUCAUGCGAGAAAGCUUGCCUCCAAUGUUGAUUUCACUUCUUGCCCUGAUGGAAUAAUAUGUGUUGGCGGUGAUGGGAUUGUGAAUGAGGUUCUUAAUGGCUUGCUAAGCAGAACUGAUCAGAAAGAAGCCAUUUCAAUCCCAAUUGGUAUCAUCCCUGCUGGAUCUGACAACUCACUCAUUUGGACUGUUCUUGGAAUCAGAGAUCCAAUUUCUGCCGCUCUAGCUAUUGUCAAGGGAGGGCUUACAGCAAUGGACAUUCUUGCAGUUGAAUGGAUCCAGACUGGACGUAUUCACUUCGGCACAACUGUCUCAUAUUUUGGUUUUCUUAGUGAUGUUUUGGAACUCUCUGAGAAAUACCAGAAACAUUGUGGUCCUCUCCGCUAUUUUGCGGCUGGCUUUCUGAAAUUUUUGUGCUUACCCAAAUAUAACUUUGAGCUGGAAUAUCUUCCUACAUCAAAGGUGCUGCUCGAGGCUCAGGGAAAGGCUUUAGAUGAUCAAGAUAAAGUUGAAUUAUCUGAUCUUUAUACAGAUAUCAUGCGGAAAUCAAGCAGAGAAGGACUCCCUCGGGCUUCCAGUUUGUCAAGCAUUGAUUCUGGUUUCUCCCCAAGUAAGACAUCAGGUGUGGACUUGGAGGCAACUGGUGGCAGCAUACCUGCAAGCAUUGAGCCAUCUGAAUAUGUUAGAGGUCUAGAUCCGAAACUAAAAAGACUAUCAAUAGGGAGAAACAAUCUAGCAGAAGAACCAGAAGAAGUCCUUCACCCCCAACAUCAUCUUUCAACUACUCCUAAUUGGCCAAGGACUAGAUCUAAGUCAAGGACUGAUAAAGGCUGGAGCGGUUUACCAGCUGGAAAUACAUCCAGGUUUUCUUGGGCCCCUACGGCAGUGUAUGAUAAAGAAGACAAUUCAUCAACUAUUUCCGACCCCGGACCUCUUUGGGACUCUGAACCAAAAUGGGACUCUGAGCCUAAUUGGGAACCAAAUAAUCUCAUUCAGCUUCCAGAUCAAUCUCAAAAUGUUGAAACGCCAUUCGAGGAACCUGUUCCUAAGGCGGAGGUGAAGUGGGAAGUUAAGAAAGGGAAGUUUCUUGCUGUUUUGGUAUGCAACCAUUCAUGCAAAACUGUCCAAAGUUUAAGUUCUCAGGUUGUAGCACCCAAAGCUCAGAUUGAUGAUAACAGUUUGGACUUGCUUUUGAUUCAUGGUCAUGGGAGAAUAAGGUUAAUGAGGUUCUUUUGGCGCUUGCAAUUUUGUCGGCUACCAUUUGUCGAAUAUGUAAAGGUGAAGUCGGUGAAGGUUAGACCAGGAAAGAAAUCCCAUGCUGCCUGCGGCAUUGACGGUGAACUUCUCCCUGUAAAUGGGCAGGUUCUAUGCUCUCUGCUUCCGGAACAGUGCAGGCUCAUCGGCAACCCUUCCAGGUGCAGUAUAUAGAUUUUUCUUGCCCAAACCUUUUUUGGUCAUUAGUAUUCUAACAACAUUGAGAUUUUGAGAUCUGGCUGUGGAUAUUAAGGGAAUUCCAUCUAAAGUUUCAGUACUUAGGCCAGUAAAUGUUGAUAUGAAUUCCCUUUUUUUUAUGUAUAUUGUUAUGCUUAUUGUUCAUUAUUAGUUCUCAA
Messenger RNA from Phalaenopsis equestris, 2735 nucleotides. RefSeq names its product sphingoid long-chain bases kinase 1-like. Gene Ontology annotation, molecular function: kinase activity. Bases 361 to 2553 code for a protein of 730 amino acids. Gene Ontology annotation, cellular component: membrane; intracellular membrane-bounded organelle; cytoplasm. Lineage: Eukaryota; Viridiplantae; Streptophyta; Magnoliopsida; Asparagales; Orchidaceae. The transcript has 9 exons. The record is from RefSeq and is a predicted model, not a curated record. Gene Ontology annotation, biological process: sphingosine biosynthetic process.